AUGCGCAAUGAUUGUUUUGCGAAUGCCUCGGUUCAAGCUUAUUCAUCUUUGCCAGGAUUCACAGAGUAUCUUAACACCUUCAUAACAGUCUAUGGAAAAAUCUUCGAAAUGACUGAAAAAUACAAGAUCGCCCUCGAGACCGUGAUUUCUCCCGAUGAUAUUCUUUCGGCAUUGCAAUCAAAAGCAAGCAGGCAAAGAUAUGAUGUGGAUACAGCGGCUGGGCCAAUCCAGAGACAAUUUCAGAUAACUUUGCACGUCGCUUUGGCUAAGAUGAUCAAAAAACUUCAAGAUACCCAGAUGAGCACAAGGACUCUAUCCGUGUGGACUUUCUUGCACGAGCUUGAGAGAAUCUAUAACGCAAAGAUAUCGCGGUCACAACAUGACGCUCACGAGUUAACCCAGCUCAUCAAUGAAACCUUGGAAGCUGAAAACAUUGUGUGCAUGAGAAUACUGAAGAAGCUAAGAGAGCUAUUGGCCUUGCAAGGUGUUCCUCAGAGGGACAUAAAUGCGGUUGACAUACCCGAAUUUCCUUUUAGUGGACUCUUGAUGUCUCAAAUGAACUGCCUAACAUGUGCGCAUGUUUCGAAGCCAAGUUUUAGUCCUUUUCUAAUGCUCACUUUACAUCUUCCUCAGUCGCCUUCCAGUGACUUGAUUUCGCUUCUUGACGAUAAUGAGUCCGAAACCAUCAGCGAGUACCAGUGCUUGAAGUGCCGAAUCCUGGCUAUCAUUAACUGUGAGAAGAUGGAUAAUAGUUUUGAUGACAACAAACAAAUGCUGCAAUUAGCUCAGCUAGAUAAUGAUCCCAAUUUAUUUAUUAACGAAGACAUUCCGCCAUCACUUGAGGCUUAUAUCAAAGGUUACUCCAAGAAAGAUUUUAAAGCUGACGCGGUCUCUUCUACUGUUCACCGCAAGACCCUGAUUCUCAAGCCCCCUGAGGUUUUUGGUAUACAUUUGUCUCGCUCUACUUUUAAUGGUGUGAGCGUUACCAGGAACCCAUGCCGCGUCACAUUUAACGAUAAAUUGAGUCUAUCAAUUGGCCACGAGUAUGUGGAUGAGUUGCAAAAGUUUCAAAACUCAGACCCAGAAGGUGGGCAUACAGUACGGGGGUCCAAUGUACUUACAACUGACGUCGAUGAUAUGGAGGAUGAAAGCGUCCAACAAGAAGAUGUUGAUGAACAGGAUUAUGAGUCAACCUCAAUAGAAAACAGUGAUACUGAUGAGGCUUCAUAUUCGAUGGACGAUUCUGAUUCAUCAUCAGUUUUGACUGAUCGAACACGUCCACCGUCUUUGGAGACCGAAAAUACUUCAAGAGGCUUAGUUGACGGAAGAGGAGAAACUCUCAAUAACACCCCUAUGUCUGAAGGGCAAACUGUCAGCCUAAAGCGCCACUUCCGAAAGUUCAACUUUGAUGAGAACAACACAUAUAAGUAUCGCUUACGCGCCAUGAUCAAGCACCAGGGCUCGCAUACGCAAGGUCACUAUGAAUGCUUUAAGCGAAAGCCCUUAUUUGUCAAAGAUACAUCUGGAAACAUACUUAAGAUUGCACAAGAAAUCGACGAGGAAGCUUUGGCCAAUGCCCAAAGACAUACAAACAUCAACGAAGGAACCAAAGGAACGCAUCAAUCUAUUGAUCUGGGUCAAUUUGAGGAUGGACCCGGUGCUUUGAGAAAUAAGCUAUCUAGUCUUAUGGGUCGCAGACAUUCUAUUACACAAACAGACCCUACUUGCGUUAACUUACAAGAGAUCCCUAACUCCGGUACGGCUACACCCGCUGAAGUGUUGGUUGAUCAUGGAGACUAUUUUCUGGGCCCUUCAACAAGCGACUUGGACCAACAACUCCAUAGAAUGAAGCUCUCUGAGGGACCAGGUAAGGACAAAGUCAAAAUGAAGAAGAUUCCGUCUUCCAUGAAACAUCCAUAUUGGAAGGUCGGGGAUUCUCAAGUUGCCGAAGUAUCCAAAUCUUCGGUGUUGCUCGAAACGGCAAGCGUUUACAUGCUUUACUAUGAGCGCAUAGAUAGAAAUCUGACGGAGGUCAGAUAG
Messenger RNA from Candidozyma haemuli, 2040 nucleotides. Its product is annotated as putative ubiquitin-specific protease. Gene Ontology annotation, biological process: protein deubiquitination. Gene Ontology annotation, molecular function: cysteine-type endopeptidase activity; cysteine-type deubiquitinase activity. The transcript has a single exon. The coding region runs from base 1 to 2040 and encodes 679 amino acids. Gene Ontology annotation, cellular component: nucleus; cytosol. The record is from RefSeq and is a predicted model, not a curated record. Lineage: Eukaryota; Fungi; Ascomycota; Pichiomycetes; Serinales; Metschnikowiaceae.